AUGAACAGUUUCAAUUGGAUGUUCGACAAGGACCGCUUCACGUUAUAUAAGACGUGGAAGCACGACUCUUCCGUCGUCUACCGCAUGACGACCUGGACGAAUACCACCGCCUACUUCGCCUCAUUCAUCCUUCCAGUCAAAACCAACAUCAUCUUCCUCAAGGUCCAAGAACCCACCUUCGAAGCUGCCUACGACACCCUCAAGAACGCGGGCGUGGAGCUCGACCCUGCCGCGCGAGCGGGGUUUGACAACUCCAUCGGGAGGAUGGCCGUGCAGAAGGUCGCGUUCUGGCAGACGGUGUCCGGGAAGGGCAUCAUGGAAUUUUGUCGACGCAAUGCGAAGAACGUGGAGGUGGGGAUCCAGGAGGUGGGAAACCAGAGGAUCUUCACGAUUGUGUGGGCCCCGAAGGGCGAGAGGGUCAGGAAGGAGGAUAUGGACGCUUUUAUUGGGGAUAAUUUUAGGUUGCAGUUGACGCACGCAAAACUUGGCCUCGAGAAGAAGGCGUUGGACGCUAUAGUUUGGAUUGCGAAGAGUGUCUUAUUGGCCGAUGCUGGGAUAGGAGUGCAGCAGGGCGGCGGUUAUUAG
Messenger RNA from Cyclocybe aegerita, 585 nucleotides. Lineage: Eukaryota; Fungi; Basidiomycota; Agaricomycetes; Agaricales; Hemipholiotaceae. The record is from the annotation of a GenBank genome assembly.